CCGAAACCUGCAAAAAGGCCGCACGCCCUUGACAACUAUUUCCAUUCGUUCCGGUUAAUAAAACAUUUGUUUAAUUGUAUGUUUGGGCAAUUUAAAGCUCAGGGAGAUGAUAGCGAACUGACACCGCCACCCUCCGCUCUCACCCAUCCUAAGCGAAGCCCUGUCAGCAUCAUCGACAUGGUUAUCUAGCUGGACUUGUCUGAGCCGGCGGAGCUUCUUUAUGAAGCGAAAAUUAACAGUGUUCACGAGCUAACCCACGACCGUGAGUCAUUAGCUGAAGGUUGCUGUUGUGGUUCCUCCUCUAAAAUCACUAUGGCAUCUGCAAAUGUCACACUGGAAAACCAGCUGCACAGUGCACAGAAAAACCUGCUCUUCCUCCAGCAGGACCAUGCUAACACACUGAAGGGGCUGCAUGCAGAGAUCCGUAGGCUCCAGCAGCAGUGCACAGACCUGACCUACGAACUUACUGUGAGAAGCUCUGAUCCCUCGAACGACGGUGAGAUCAAAUGCCUGGAACUGCAAAGGCGAUGUGAAGAGCUUGAGACACAGCUCAAGAAGAAAGAGGAGGAGAACACGGAGCUACUCAGGGACCUUGAGCAAAAGAAUGCCAUGAUUUCCGUCCUAGAAAACACCAUUAAGGAGAGGGAGAAGAAAUACUUGGAAGAGCUGAAGAUGAAGAGCCACAAGCUGGCUGUUCUGUCUGGAGAGCUGGAGCAGAGAGCAAGCACCAUUGCUUACCUCACCUCCCAGCUUCACGCCACCAAGAAAAAGCUUUUAGCAGGUAGCUCCUCUGAGGCCAGUCCUAAUGUGAGUCCUGUCACCUCAUACAAGCCCACCCCUCCUCCUUCUAAAGACAGGCAGCCUGAAACUCCCCGUCGGCGCAUGAAGAAGAGCCUUUCCCAGCCCCUCCACUCAGAGCUGACUGAAGUUUACCGCCUCGGCUCAGACGGCAGGCGGGUGGUGCUUCGGGAGACGGUCGAAGCCAUGCCCGACCCCACACCCUUCCUUCAGGCAGGGAGAGAGUCUCCUGAACUGCAGGUGGUGCGCGAGCGGCCUGCUGUCAUCCCGCCCAUCACCUCUGACCGCUCCCCCAUCCCCCCACUUGGUGCCUCGCCCAGUCCCCGUCACAGCCCGGCCCGGGACCGUCAGCACAGGGCUCAUGUGGGGGUGGCCCACCGCAUCCCUCAUGGAGCUCCUCCCUUGGCCCCAGUGCACACAGAGCUGGAGACCCUGGCAGUGGAUCAGGUCAGCGAGGAAAAGGUCGUGCGGAAGCGCUCCGGAGCCGACAGGACAGUCUGACACUGCAGAGCUGAAGUGCACACAAGCCCCACACUCUGGUGGAGCACAAACACAGUACCCUGUCCAAACAGGAGGAGCCUGACCCACUGUGUAGCCUGCUUUUCACAGCAAUAUAAUCAAAUGCAAAAUUAUUAUUUUCUUGUAUUCCAUAAGGAAUUGUUGUCUUUUUACAUUUGCAGUAAAAAAAAAAGUUUCUGUAAAGCAUGCCAAAUUUUCCUGUUUAUCUUCCACAGAGACUUAUCAAGGACAUCCUCAUUUUUCUUUCUUGCACCUUUUUUCAACCUUUCUUACAUACAACAGAUUAUCAGCCAAAUACCUACAUCAGUGCCUGUUUAGCCAGUUCAGUCACAGAAGCUGUGAAAUGUAAUCAUGGUUACUGUUUAUCUACCCACAGUACCUUUGUCUGAUCCAUCUUCUUCAAAUACAGGCUGUGCUUAUCAACAAGCUAUAUAACAAGCUGCAUAGAAUAGUAAGAAAGCUACUACUCCCCAAAUGUCGUACUCUGUGAUACUUGUAUAAUCUCGUUCCUGUAGGCAUAAGCAUCGUGAUGUGCAGCAGAAAUGUGCAGGUUUACAAAGUAAAAGCUUGGAAAUUAGGUUUUUUCUUUGGUGACCAAAAGAACAAAGCACCAGGGUGGACAUAUUUCAGUGCAGUAUGAGCUGAUCGUGAGGAGAUGUGUGAGCACGACAGGAAGAGGGCAGCAACCGCCACACACAAUCAUUUUCAGUUCACACGAUGUUUCAUUGAUUGUUUUGUGAUACAAGGGCAUUUCUAAAGUCCUAUCACUGCUGUGAUAGGACUUUGUGAUAUUAACUGUACUUUAUAAAUGCUAUCAAUUUAUAUGAUUCUUUCUUUUUUAAUUAAUGGUUGAAUAUCAAGAAAGAACAGAUAAUCACUGUAGUUUCUGCACCACCGAUUUCCAAUUUUUUUAGUAGCCUGCUUUUCACAAUAAGAGCACCUGUCAUUAAAAUAUACAAAUUAAUAUAAUAAAGCUAAGCUAUUUGGG
Molecule: messenger RNA, 2305 nt
Organism: Oryzias latipes (Japanese medaka)
Lineage: Eukaryota; Metazoa; Chordata; Actinopteri; Beloniformes; Adrianichthyidae
Gene: ccdc92
Product: coiled-coil domain containing 92
Source: RefSeq, a predicted model, not a curated record